CCGGGGGCAGUUUUUCCCUCCUUGGCAACUUCUUUUCCUUGCAAUAUCUCCAGUGCCCACUUUCUCACUCCUCCGUGUCACUUUUCGGCGGUCCGAAGCGUUUUCCAGUUUCGAACAUUCGCUCACCAUUUAUCCGUCAUUUCCUAAGAACAGCCUCUCUCUCUUCCCCUCUCAGCAGCAGAUUCCAACUUUUUCUGCUUCUGCUUCUCACCGGCGACGAUGAAUGAGGUUAAGGAAGGCGAUCAUUAUUUUGCCAAUUUAGCAUAUGGAGGUUCUGAUGCUGGACAUAUAUGGGCUGAUCCUAAAGAAGACAAAGCGUCUGCACUAUAUUUUGAUGCAAACUUUGAGAAAGCAUUCAAGAUUGAUGAUAUAUCGUCAGUAUUUCAUUAUGAGCUACUUGCUGAAAACGGUGGGCUGACUUCGUAUAUGACAGAUGAAGGGAAAGGCAAAAUAUUAUGCAGUGAUUUUGACGGAAUUCUGCUUGAAGAUGAACUAACCAACCUGCCUCUAGCAGUCAGUAUCUCACGUGCAUCUGAAGACCACUACUUGGAUGUGGAUUUUGCUAAAAAGGUCCCUGAUCUGGAUUGUAAGUUCUAUGAUGAGUUGAGUGUUGGCACCUUGAGAUCUGAGGUCAACUCUCCAGAAACUAGCAAUGAAGAAGUUGGGGUAUCUGAAUCAUCCAUUAUAGCGCCUCGAUGUUUCAAUGAUCAAUUUGGAAAAACAACUGCUGAUGCAAUGCAUGGCAACUCUGGGAGGAAAUGUUGGUAUCAGAGACCUGUUGAGGAUAAUAUGGGUUUAAAAUGCUCGGUCACUUGUGAUAUUCAAGAUGUUCAGGAAACUAAUGAUGUUAGAAAUACUUUGGAGAUUGGAAGUUCAUUCGAUGAUGACGGAAAGAAAACACAUGUUUCUUUCACCUCUGUCAAAUCACUAUACGGUUCCGUUUGUACACAUGAUGAAGUUGGCCCACCACCGAGUCAAUGUACAGACGUGGAGGAUUUUUGUGCGGAUGACCCGUCAACUGACAGCUGUGCUGAAACUAAAAUAAUCAGAGCUAGACAAAGAAGAUUGUGCAGACCUCCACAGAGGUAUCUAGAUGGAUCGCCAUCAUUGAAUUUAAAACUUCAUAAUGCUAAGAAACAUCCUAGCAGCUUGUCAAAGGAUAAAGAUCUUGGAGUUGGGUCUCUGAAGAAGUAUCAUAGGAAAUCAGUGGAAAUAAAAGCGUCAAAGACCUGGGCAAGCGAUAUGGAACUUGAUUCAGAUGAAGAAUAUGAACCUGUUGAAUCUAGCUUCAAUAUCAGAAAUUUAAAAAGGAAUGAUCGGCGGAAGAGUUGCAAGGCCUGGACAUUGGAUGAGGUAGUAGCUUUGGUUGAUGGUAUGUCUCAGUUUGGUGUAGGACAAUGGACUGCUGUAAAGAGAACCUUCUUCUCAUCUUCACGUCGCACUGCUACUGAUAUCAGGGAUAAGUGGCGGAACCUUGUAAAGACUAACUGUAGAAGUUCAAAGGGAACAAAGGAUGACCAGAGGAAUUGCUCGCAUCUGUUGCCGGAGCCUGUAAUAGAACGAGUGAGGGAAAUUGCGAGCUCUCCUUCUCUGAAGCCUAGACAUAAGAGUAGCCGGAAACUCUCAGGCUUAAGAUGCCCUGAUUUACCCCCUUAGCAGGGCUGAUUUGGUAGUUUUUACAGGAAGGAACAUCCUAGGCAAAAAAUUGUAAUUUGUUGAGAUGAUAGAAGCUUUUCUUCCUGAUACAAUUGAAUAGAGAGGUCUGUUUACCGACCCUUUCUUCUUUGACCAAGGGAACAAAAAACAAGGGAAACCUUUAGCCAUCUACAGAGCAAGGACGUGUAAAAACCUUGUUGCCAAUUGUAUGCCUUUAAACUUGUAAAGUCUGUUGCAACAUAGAUACAUUCGUUUGUGCCUUUUAUUGUC
This is a messenger RNA of Spinacia oleracea (spinach), 1926 nucleotides long. RefSeq lists its product as uncharacterized. Lineage: Eukaryota; Viridiplantae; Streptophyta; Magnoliopsida; Caryophyllales; Amaranthaceae. The record is from RefSeq and is a predicted model, not a curated record. The coding region runs from base 220 to 1656 and encodes 478 amino acids. The transcript is spliced from 8 exons.